UGAACUUAACCACUUGGCCAUGGGGCUGGCCCCCAAUAAUUUUUAAAAAGGGUAGCCAUUUUACUAUUUUCGUUAGUAGUGUAAUAAUUGUUGUGAUUCCAUUUUUCCUCUCCAAUGCCGAAUAUUUCUGUAGGCAUGAUUAUAGCCCAGGGUUGUUGUAGAUAUUAAAUUACUUUUAAAACUUUGCUGUUGAAUCUUUUUAAAAGUGAUAAAAACAGUACACAUUCUAUGAGAAACCCUCAGCCAUAGAGAAGUGUAGGUGGAGUCUGGCAGAUCGCUGAGUCUGUGGGCAAUACAGAUUUUAGACCAGAGCCCACAGAUGGGUAGCCCAGAGCCCAGAGUGUUUUUGUUUGGUUGGCACAGUGUUUUAAAAACUGUGAAUUUGCUGCUGACACUUGAAAAUGGUGACAUUUCACGUAAAAUCCCAAUAUCUGACUUCCCUUGAAUACUCAAGUUAUCUGAAGGCACUGGGCCUUCUUCCCAAACAGGAUCAGUCAGCUCGUGCUCGGUGGUUGCUGUUCCAUGUUUCGUCUCCAUCACUGAGGCCAAGGGCCGCUUCCCAUUUAUUGUUAUGCUUUUACUGUGGUUUUUUAAAUAGUACAGAAUAGUACUAUAUACCUAUUUCUCUGUCAAAAAUAGGAAAAAAAAAGAUGGAGAAAACCAUGUUAUAAGACAAAUGAUAAGGAGACUAUUUCAUGGUAGAAAUGAAGAUGGUUCCUACAUAUUUACUGGGGCGUCUGUGUCACUUUUCUUGUGCUUGGCUUGCUUUACUUGCUUAUGUUACCCUGUCUUGACCCUAUGGACAUUUCAAUUUGCAGGCUCCUCCUGAACGUCUUGGAUCUCUCUCUAAGCUCUGUCCUUUUCUUUUCUAGUCCCGCCUUCCUUUUUGUUCUGCCCUAGCUCACCCUCAAUAACUGAGUCUGUUUCUAUGGAGAACUGCGGAGACUUCUGGAGCAACAGAAAAUCCACGCUUACUCAAGCCUGUGUGCUUUGUCCCCCACUGGCCACACCUUCCAGAAAAGCAAAGAAAUCUUCCCCCCAACUUACAGAUGAUUCAGUUUUUUCAUUGAAAAGCAGAAGUUUCCAUUCAGCUGUUAGAGAUUGAAGGUUUAAAGUGCAAACACGUUGAAGAAGACCUGUGAACUGAAAUUUGCUCACUAAUAGAUCAGCAAGUGGAAGUGAGAGUCCAGCUUACUGUUUUGACUGACAUGAUCUUAUGUGGUUAGGAGAGCUCCGGGCAACUGGUAGAGAGCAAGGGGGUUUCCCCAGGUGAGAAUGGAGAUGGAGAUGAAGUACAGAAGGUUGUGGGAUUAGUGAUAUGCUUUCCUAGACAGCAGAAAAGUCAAAGAUGUCGAGACACUUAGUGGCUUUGACAGUGACCACCCUUCUUGGUGUGGCUGUGGGGGGGUUUGUCCUCUGGAAAGGCAUCCAGCGCCGGAGAAGUAAAACGAGUUGUGUGACCCUGCGGCGGCAGCAGCAGCAGCAGCAGCAGCAGCAAGCACGAGACAGGAGAGAGCCGCCCCCUCCGGAAGAAGAGCAGCUGCGCCCCAGUGCCCCCAGAGCCUCGUGGGAGGAGAAGAUCCUCGAGGCAAAGGUGGUGACUGUGUCUCACGGGGCAGAGUGGGAUCAGAUCGAGCCCUUGCUGAGGAGUGAGCUAGAAGAUUUCCCGGUACUUGGAAUUGACUGUGAGUGGGUGAAUUUGGAAGGCAAAGCCAGUCCUCUGUCACUCCUUCAAAUGGCCUCCCCAAGUGGCUUCUGUGUCUUGGUUCGCUUGCCCAAGCUGGUCUGUGGAGGAAAAACACUACCAAAAACGUUACUGGACAUUUUGGCCGAUGACACUAUUUUAAAAGUUGGAGUAGGAUGUUCAGAAGAUGCCAGCAAGCUUCUGCAGGACUAUGGCCUCGUUGUUAAGGGGUGCCUGGACCUCCGAUACCUAGCCAUGAGGCAGAGAAACAAUUUGCUCUGUAAUGGGCUUAGCCUGAAAUCACUCGCUGAGACUGUUUUGAACUUUCCCCUUGACAAGUCCCUUCUACUUCGUUGCAGCAACUGGGAUGCUGAGAAUCUUACUGAGGACCAGGUAAUUUAUGCUGCCAGGGAUGCCCAGAUUUCAGUGGCUCUCUUUCUCCAUCUUCUUGGAUACCCUUUCUCUAGGAAUUCAACUCCAGAAGAAAACAGUGACUGCACUGGCUGGAGAAAAGUCUUGGAGAAAUGCCAGGAUGUGGUAGACAUCCCAUUCCGGAGCAAAGGACUUAGCAGAGUGGGAGAAGAGGUUACUGGGGAGGCGACAGAGUCUCAGCAGAAGCCAAGAAAUAAGAAGUCUAAGAUCGAUGGAGCGAUGCCGGGCGGCCACCAGGGGAGGGACCCCAGAAAACAUAAAAGAAAGCCCCUGGGGGUGGGCUAUUCUGCCAGAAAAUCACCCCUCUAUGAUAACUGCUUUCUUCAUGCUCCUGAUGGACAGCCCCUCUGUACUUGUGAUCGAAGGAAAGCUCAGUGGUACCUGGACAAAGGCAUUGGAGAGCUGGUGAGCGAAGAGCCUUUUGUGGUCAAGCUACAGUUUGAACCUGCGGGAAGACCUGAAUCCCCAGGAGACUACUACUUGAUGGUUAAAGAGAACCUGUGUGUAGUAUGUGGCAAGAAAGACUCCUAUAUUCGGAAGAACGUGAUUCCACACGAGUACCGGAAGCACUUCCCCAUUGAGAUGAAGGACCACAACUCGCACGAUGUGCUGCUGCUCUGCACCUCCUGCCACGCCAUCUCCAACUACUAUGACAACCAUUUGAAGCAGCAGCUGGCCAGGGAGUUCCAGGCCCCCAUUGGCUCCGAGGAGGGCUUGCGUCUGCUGGAAGAUCCUGAGCGCCGGCAGGUGCGUUCUGGAGCCAGGGCCUUGCUCAACGCAGAGAGCUUGCCUGCUCAUCGAAAGCAAGAGCUGCUGCAAGCUCUCCGAGAGUUUUAUAACACAGACACCGUCACGGAUGAGAUGCUUCAAGAGGCUGCCAACCUGGAGACCAGGAUUUCCAAUGAAGGCUACGUUCCUCAUGGGCUGAAGGUGGUGCAGUGCCAUUCCCAGGGUGGGUUGCGCUCCCUCAUGCAGCUGGAGAGCCGCUGGCGUCAGCAUUUCCUGGACUCCAUGCAGCCCAAGCACCUGCCUCAGCAGUGGUCAGUGGACCACAACCAUCAGAAGCUGCUCCGGAAGUACGGGGUAGACCUUCCCAUCAAGCUGUCGUGAUAGGUGCUUUGCUCCCAGGUUAGGACAGCUGGGAAGCUGGAGUUAAGGUGGACAAGUCACCUCUUCCUCUUUUAAUAGAUUUUUCCUUGUCAAAGCCUGGUGACGCAACUCAGAAUACUAACCCAUACUGAUCCCACGGUGCUUCUGGUGGAGCAAGGCUAUUCUUUUAAGGGGAGCUUACGGCUUUGAAUUUUAGUUAGGCAGAGUGAGAAUUGCUUUUUCCUCCUUUUUUUAUUUUUGUGGAUGAGGCAGGCCUUGGCCUUUAUUUAACUUUCCCUCUUCUGCUGUCCAUGUGCAGACGACAAAUGGAAGAUUCUUCCUGAAGUGACUUGUCAGGACUCUCAGCUCUUUAAUAUGUUUCUUCCCCGCCCAGUGUGUUGGUUUAUCUCAAACAGGGGCUGUCAAAAGAUUUCAGUCCCAUUAGGUUAGGAGGGGAGAAAACGUGCUUCCAAAAGCUGGAGAGGUGAACAAGGGGUCAGAUUCAUUUUCCCGGUUCAACCUCAUCAUUGUAAAUUCUUUGGCUUAUUGCUGUCCUGCAGCUCACCUGGUUGGGAUCCAUCCCUUCUAGGUCGCUUUCAGUUUGUUUCAUGUGCUUGAAAAUGCUCCCCUUUACAUGUCCAGGACCAAAGCAGCGACUUCCUGCCAUAUGCUUCCACCCUAACACUGGGGGGAAUCCUUUUCUGGAAAUAGGCCUUCCACUUGGGUGGGGCAGAGAGAAGCAUAAGCACCAACUCCUGAUAGAACUUUGAUGAUUUGCUCAGCUUUUCCUUCUGUGCCGGUUGUGGUCUGCUUGUUGAAUCCUCCUCCCAGAACUGCAAGGUUUGUAGCUUACUCCCUUUCUGAGAGGAAGAUUAUCUUUUCUCAGAAUCAAUAUCAGUUCCCUUCAGUGUUCCCUGUUCCAUCAGAUUUGCAACACUGGCCUCUUUUAAGCACUUACUUCUCUCCCGGAGUCAUUUGGUCAGGUUGCAGUGUAAGGAUUCCUCCAUCUCCUCUCAUGCCUAGGACGCCGAGAUUAAUUAGUACAUUUAGAUGUUCAAAUCGGUGGUGUUUUAUCUUUCAAAAUGUGAGGCCACCAGUUUGAUUAUGAAAUCAAUUUAUUAGUGAUUAGUAUUUUUUCUAAAGUAGUAGGAAAACUUUCUUACUUUACAAGAUCUUAACAAGUUUAAAAAAGAAUUUUUUAGCCAGAAUCCAUCAACAGCUCUGUUUUGGAAUUGUGCCCAAGUUGGCGAUGGUUGCUCUAACAUUGAUAAAUAAAACUUCUUCUAAGCACAAAGCUCA
Equus caballus (horse) is the source of this 4504-nucleotide messenger RNA. RefSeq names its product exonuclease 3'-5' domain containing 2 (gene EXD2). Gene Ontology annotation, biological process: nucleobase-containing compound metabolic process. Gene Ontology annotation, molecular function: 3'-5' exonuclease activity; nucleic acid binding. Gene Ontology annotation, cellular component: nucleus; cytoplasm. Lineage: Eukaryota; Metazoa; Chordata; Mammalia; Perissodactyla; Equidae. The record is from RefSeq and is a predicted model, not a curated record.